Molecule: messenger RNA, 768 nt
Organism: Striga hermonthica
Lineage: Eukaryota; Viridiplantae; Streptophyta; Magnoliopsida; Lamiales; Orobanchaceae
Source: the annotation of a GenBank genome assembly
AUGGCCUUCUUCAGAUCACUCAAAACCCUAGCUUCUCAAUCCCGGAGAAAAAACUCCAGUUCCACUCCUUCCAGCGCUCUCUUCUCCCUCGGCAACUCAUCUCCUUCCCCAACUCAAGCUCCUCCUUUUCGGCGACCAAUCAGCAGUCACAUUCGCCGGCAUUUUCUCUUCCGAUCGAGGUUUAUCUCGCCGGUGCGCGGCCCGCAAUUCCUGUACGAUCCUCCCUGGAGGCUCUCCCAGUCAGUCGCCCCGUUCCUCGUCCAGUCCGACGUCGUACCGAGCUUGCUCAAGCUCCCUGCUCUAAAUUUACUUCACCGGCUAGCCUUUCCUUACAAUCUCGGGUACGAUGCAAGGCUGCUGUUUCAGGGGAAUGGUAGAGAGGAGUUUACGAAACGGGAUGAUCUUGAUGGUGGUGUUGGCGGUGGCGGGAUCCGAGAGAGUUACUUGAAUAUUCCUAAUUUUAUUUCUUUCGCUCGAUUGCUGUCCGGUCCAGUGCUUGGAUGGAUGAUUGUCCAGGAGAUGUAUUCUUCUGCAUUUGUUGGACUUUCCAUAUCGGGAGCUACGGAUUGGGUGAAUACAGUUUUCCAACUUGCUCUAGUAGCAGCAGCCCUGCUUCAGCCAGGAUUUGGAAAUGAAGAAACUCAGCUAUAUAUAAGUUGUUUGAGCUGGUUAGUGGCUUCUACUACGGUAGCUUCAACUGCAGCGUAUGGUGUGCAGCACUUGAAAAAUAGAGCUGCAUCAAUGAAGACACCCAAAUCGAGAACUUGA